Thalassophryne amazonica is the source of this 2191-nucleotide messenger RNA. RefSeq lists its product as uncharacterized. Lineage: Eukaryota; Metazoa; Chordata; Actinopteri; Batrachoidiformes; Batrachoididae. Bases 246 to 1310 code for a protein of 354 amino acids. Gene Ontology annotation, cellular component: membrane. The transcript has 8 exons. The record is from RefSeq and is a predicted model, not a curated record.
AGCGUGGCCUCACCGGCCACACGGAAGUACUUUUAUUUCGUUAGCUUUAGCAACGUUGCUCACAAUAAGAUGUGAGAAAUGACCACUGUUCUAUUUUUGAAAUGUAUUCAGCUCAUAUAAACCACAAUUUAAUUUUAUUCGUCAUAUAUUAGUUUUCCGUAACGUAAUUUAAACAGCGUCUGGGAAAGUGUAUUGGAACUAUCCACUAGCUACUGUGUUAGCUGUCUUUGCUAACGCCAGUAGCCAUGCCGCCCUACUCUGAACUGAGGAAAACCAACCACUUCUACUACUUCAUCAAAUUUACCUUGAAUAUCUACUCUAUGCUGUUCUCGCUGAUGGGUCUGUGUGUCCUGUGUGUGGGUGUGUAUGCUGAGGUGGAAAGGCAAAAGAAUCGAACCCUUGAGGGGCUUUUCUUGGCUCCUGCCGUGGUGCUUAUCCUGCUGGGCUUGGUGAUGUUCACCGUGUCGGUGGUCGGCAUGGUUGGAUCGCUCAGGGACAACAAGACUCUACUGCAUAUGUUCCUCUGUGUUCUCUGUGUGCUGCUGCUCCUCCAGGCAAUCGCUGUCAUUACUGCACUCAUAUUUGAAAAAAAGACGUCAGCCUUGUUUCAGAGCAGUAUACGAGAAGGAAUCAAACACUACUAUGAUGAUCUGGAUUUCAAAAACAUCUUGGACUAUGUGCAACAAAAGUUUUCAUGCUGUGGAGGAGAUGAAUAUAAGGACUGGGGAGUCAACCAGUAUCAUUUCUGCAAUGGCACUGGUCCACUGGCCUGCGGGGUUCCAUAUACUUGUUGUGUUCGCCGCAAGGUGGGUGAGGUCAUUAACACGUUAUGUGGUUACAAGACUCUGGAGCAGCAGCGUGAAACCCUGCAUGAGGUGAUCCAUGUGCGAGGCUGCAUCCAUGCAGUUAACCUUUGGAUGAGUGACAAUAUUGGAAUAACCAUUGCAGUCUGCUGCGCCAUUGGACUCCCACAGCUCCUGGGUAUCAUCCUGAGCUGCAUCUUCUGGAACCUGCUGGUGGACAUGAGCGAGUCUGCUGACAUGGUGGACUUCAAGCUGAAGAAGUCAGAGUAUGAAUACAGCGAGUUGGACCUCGCUGGUGCCGGAUGGUGUAUGUGUCUGCCGAGGGAUGGAGGCUACCUGCCCGUUCCCGAGUCAGAGCCCGAACUCGACCCCAUUGACAUUCACCUGGAGAAGCUGAAGAAGCAACCCCCUCGCACACACUCUCAGCUCCGGGAACUGCAGCAAUCCAGAUCAGCUUCCGGGCUGGACGAGGUCGACAUUGGCAGGAAGCAGAAAAGGGAACACUGAGGUCCACCUACCUUUUCUCGCCUUUUGUGUUUUGCCUUUCAUGUCAUUGUAAUCUUUGAAUUUCUUAGACUUGUGUUGCACUACUUAAUAUUUGAAUAUUUUAGCCAUUGGAUCAAGAUAUUUUGGUUAGCUAAAAGGAUCAUUUCAUUUGUACUUUGGCACUUUGUUAAUGAAUUUACGGUAACCAUUUCUUUACAAAAAAAAUGGAAAAACAAAAUGCAACAUAGGCAAUUUCUUAUUUUGUCUUGUGAAAGUUGAUAUUUAAGUUUUUUUUUUGUCAAGAUAUCAGACUUUAUUUAAGUUUUCCUUUGAGCCUUCUGAUUGAGCUCUGUCUCAUGUGCUAAAGCUUACCUCAGGCUGUUUUGAAAAUAGCCCAGUAGUCAGAGGAUGGUACUAUAUGACGGAACAAUAAAUGGUAGCUUAAAAUUUUGUUUUUUGUUUUUUGUUUUUUUUAGUUUAGUUUUGUUUUUCGUGUCCGAGAAAUAGGAAUAGCUAUAUAUGUGUUGAGCCUAGUAUCUGUGACGGAUGUGUACAGUCUAUUUGUUUUUAUUAUGAUCUCAUUUUGAUUUUGUGCAAUCAUUUGUGGAAUAACAUUGGGUGCAUGUUUUGUACUGUACAUGAAAUAAGUGGCGGAGGAAAAAAAUACAAACAUGGUUUACAUGUUAAGCUCUCUUUUGGGGGUUUCAGUCUAUUUCAUUUUUAAACUAAACUUUAUAUUCCUCCCUGCUUUUAAAAUCUGAAAAGGGAUUAUCAUGAUUUACAAAUCCGUUAACCAAUCUGACAGUUUUGUAUCUGAGUUAUGCACUGUUUUGAGCUUACCCUAGCUCCUGCCUUGUAUCAAUACUACAGUUCUUGUCAAUAAAGCUGAAUUUGUUUACUGA